AUGAAAUCCUCCACAACGCACAUUCUUACAGCCCUUGGCUGCCUUACCUGGGGUGUUCUUGGCCAUGGACAAAUCCAAAAUUUCACUGUUAAUGGCGUGUACAACCAGGGUUUUAUCCUCGAUUAUUACUAUCAAAAGGUCAAUACUGGCCAUUUCCCUAACGUUGCAGGCUGGUAUGCUGAGGACCUAGAUCUGGGUUUCGUCGCCCCUGACGCAUAUACCACGCCCGACAUUGUCUGCCACAAGAACUCGGCUCCUGGUGCGGCCAGUGCCACUGUACCAGCUGGCGGUACCAUCGUCUUUCAAUGGGGCCCUGGCCCGUGGCCACAUCCCUAUGGCCCUAUUCUUACCUACCUGGCUCAGUGCAGUGGGUCAUGCACGACUGUGGACAAGACAUCGCUACGCUGGGUCAAGAUUCAAGAGCAGGGUAUCAAUUAUAACACCCAAGUAUGGGCACAGCAGGAUCUUAUCAACCAAGGCAGCAAGUGGACCGUGAAAAUCCCAUCCAGUCUCAAGCCUGGUAACUAUGUGAUCCGAAGUGAACUUCUUGCUGCCCAUGGCGCCACGAGUUUAAAUGGCAUGCAAAACUAUCCGCAGUGUAUUAACAUUGUCGUCACUGGAUCUGGUACUAAAUCGCUUCCUGCCGGAACCCCAGCAACGUCGCUCUAUAAGCCAACUGAUCCCGGCAUUUUGUUUAAUCCUUAUACAACGAUUAAAAGCUACACAAUUCCUGGCCCAGCUCUGUGGGUAGGGUAGAUGUAGGAAAUAUAAUGUAACCCCCUGUAAUGAGGUCUCAGAUGCGGUUGGGCAGAUAUUCGCUACAGAAGCAUAUGCUGUGGAACUGCGUGUAUAUCUCUCUCCAAAUUCAACUAGGCAGAAACCUCAAAUAAUCCAUGAUAGUUGCUUACCUAUAAAAUAUUACCUCCAGUUGCAA
Messenger RNA from Trichoderma virens Gv29-8, 934 nucleotides. Its product is annotated as glycoside hydrolase family 61 protein. The transcript has 4 exons. The record is from RefSeq and is a predicted model, not a curated record. NCBI's taxonomy places the organism in Eukaryota, Fungi, Ascomycota, Sordariomycetes, Hypocreales, Hypocreaceae. Bases 1 to 756 code for a protein of 251 amino acids.